GGCUCCAGCCUAGUCAGCAGGUCCCACCAGUUGCAUGUAUAUGGAGCUGACACUUUCCUAGAGACACUCUCUUCCCUCCUCCUUUCCUCUGUCCUGCUCUCCUCUUUCUCUUUACCCCUCCUCCAGCACACCUUUGUGUUGUUUUCCUUGCCCCUCUUCCUCUCCCCUCCCUCUUCAGCCUCACUAGUUUUCCCUCUGCUCUGUCCGAUGUGCUCAGACUGUGGUUAGUGUGUGAAGUGAAGGCGUGCGGCGUGAGAUGCUGCUGAUGCUACAGCUGUUUGGGCUCCAUGUCUCCUUCAGGGCCCGCUGAGAAAGACAACACUGCAAGUGAGCCGGGGAACUUCAACCCAACACUCUGAGGAAGCUACAACUAUCACUUUUUACAACUUUUUCCUCAACAGCCAGUUCAAGACUGUGGGAUAAGUUGUGCUUUUAAAAAGUCUCAAAGAAGAAACAUGGAGAAAACAAUGAGGACCAAGUUGUGUCAUCUGGUUGCAAAGCUCUUUCUCUUAGGAGUGUGGCUAUCUGUGGCGGACAGUAAAGGAACUUUCUAUGGAGGCCAUGUCAGUCCUUUCUAUGGGAACAGGUUCAACCUGUACAAGGCUGGACUCAACCCUCACCAUUCCCCAAACAAGCCCAUGACCCGUCACAAAAACCACUGUGCCUUCGUGGUCCAGAAGAACAUCACAUGCAUCAUGCAGGAUGGAGUGUCCACCUACGUGAAGGCCGAGUACACCACCAAGUGCAUCUGGGGUCAGAAGUGUUCUGUUGUCAUGUACAGGACAUUCUACAAGCCAACGUACAAGGUGGGUUAUAAAACAGUGAGUGAGCUGGAGUGGAGAUGUUGUCCCGGCUACUCAGGAAACUGCUAUGAUGGACCCACGUCGUUGCCUGACGUCAUGAUGCCACCUUUUAAGGGUGGGGGUUUGCCCCACCGGCCAGGAACGAAAGGCUUCCCCCACGGCCCUAGACCCCCUGUGGACCACAGGCCUGGAGGAGGCCAGCUGGAGCCUGGUAGACCCUUCCCCGUUGUGCCUGACCUCAGACCAAUACCCUCAGGACACCUUCCUACUGGUAAUGGAAGACCAAACUAUGGAAACAGAUUUGGGAUUUCAGGAGUGACUGGUGAACGUUUGGACCGCAUGGAGCAGGAUCUGCGGCGCCUCACACAGGGUCUGGACACUCUCAACGGGGUGGUGGUCGGCCUUGAGGAGCGCCUGCGCACAUCUCUUCGGGAAGAUACAAACAAAGUGUUGCUGUCCCUGCUACCAAACACUCCCCGGCUGCCUGACUCUACAGUGGGAUUUGGGGUGAUCCCAGAUGGGACUCCUGAUGGACUUGAAGAAGAAAGCUUCAAUGGAUUUGGAGACUUGGCAGGGAGGGUGACGGAAGUGAAGGAUGAGCUGCGAGCCAAAACUCACAUUUUAGAGGAGAUUCAGGGGAUGGUCCUCGGUCAUGAUGGCCAGCUGAAGAGGCUGUUAGGCGGAGUUGGAGGCAGGGCACUCUCUGGCUCCUCUUUUAAUGUGGAACAGAUCCUGGACGCCAAGCUGGCUGGCGUACGAGCUGAGAUCCUUGAUGGAUUUGAGCGCCGUCUGACCAGCCUGGACCACUGUGACGAGAGGAUUGGGGCGGUGAAGAACCAGUGCCAUAGGGAGCACAUGGACGGCCAGGAGCAGAUGCAGCAGUCUCUAGAUGGACGAGAGACCGGGAAGGAGGAGUUGGGAACUUUGCAGGCUCAGAUCCAGGGCCUCACUCUCACUGAGAGCUGCUGUGGACAGGUAAACAGUUUGUCCCCAGCGGUGUGCUGGCUGCUGGAGGAGUCUGUGAAAGUGACAGAAUCUCAGAGACAGCUCCAGACUGCUCUCACUGACCAGAGCAUUCAUGUGGAGACACUGAUCGAGACCCGUCUGCUGGACAUAGAGGUACGCCUUAAUUCUACAGAGGGUGGAUUUGAUGGUGGGCUGCCCGGUGGUCUGGACGGCUUCAAGAGCAUAUUGGAGGACAAGCUGAAGACCCUGGAGGAGAGAGUGUUUGUAGCCGUGGAGGAGCUGAGUAAUGCCACUGCUCCGGCCCUCCUGGAGGGUCACGUGGUCCCAGCACUGGAGACGGAGAUCGAGUCUGUGAGGAGGAGAGUGGAGGGAGACCUGGAUGGCAUUCAGAAACAAUUAAUAGAUCUGGAACUUCUCUGCACCUCCUCUUGUGCGCCCUCCAACCAGCCAGCAGGGGGUGUCAGUGUCACUGAAGUAGAGGAGGCGUGUGAAGGGAUGGAGAAGAAGAUGACUGACCGCCUUGACCAUUCCAACCAGCUAGACCGCCUUAACAGAACCCUGCAGAACAUGCUCUUCCACAUCGCACAGGCGGAAUCAGAGGGCAACGUCCAUGGAGAGAUCACCCUGCUGAAGGUCAACAUCAACUCUGUGAACCGCACUCUGAAGGGCCUGAAGGACUCUAUCAGAUUCAUUGCAAGUGAAGUGGGCAGCGCGAACGCCUCCUGGGAGCAGAGAGAGCACCAGAUAGUCAAUCAGGUGCAAGGAAUCACCAGACUGGUGGGCCACCAAGCCUCACUCCUGGGGUCCGGAGAGAGGAGGUUGGCCCAGCUGAAGGAAGAGUUGGUUUCCCUAAAGAGACGGCUGUCUGGGGAGCUGCAGGGCUGCCGGAGCACAGCCAUAGAAGUGCAGAAGGAGGUGAAGGACGUUGACAGCAGGGUGAGCCAGGUGGAGGGGCAGUGCAGCAGCCUGAGUGAGCUGGCAGAGCACCUGGAGAGGAUCAGGGCAGAGCUCGAGAGACACUCAGACUCCUAUCUGUCCGAGGUGAAUGGCACCCUGGCCCGCCAUUCAGAACAGCUAGCUGAAUUGAAAGGGGAGGUCAAAGACUGCAAAAGUAGACAGCCCAACCAAAAAGGAGACCAGUAGCAAUCUGAGCUACAGAAUAUUUUCAAAAAGAGACUUGUGUGCGAUCGAGUGACUUCCUCUGUUUCCUCUCCUCGUUCUUUUAAAUCCCAUCUGCACAGAUCGCAAAUGAACUGAACCGGGGAAAAAUCCUUUCCCAAAAGUUUCCCCCCCACCCCCUCCCGAGGUUCUGGGUGUUUAGUUUAACGAAGUGAGGAGAGGAAGUCACACAAUACAAAGACACACUUAUGGUUGUAUAGCUGUUGGGCAAUAUGUUCCCUUGAGAUUUUAUUCUAUAGGGCAUUUGAUUGUUUUUCUCUAAUCAUGAUUGUUUUGUUUUACAUUCUAUCUUUUUUAACUUAUAUAAAGUGACUGCAUUGUUCUAAUGUCAAACUGUUUGUAUUAGAGAAAUGGUCAAACAAAGUGGAUGAAAUGGACUAAUACGCUGCUACGGGUUUCUACUGACAAGCCCACUUGACCCCCUGUGCGGACACUUGUUUUGGUCUUUUUGUUUCAUACUGUAUGUCCAUUUGGUGCUAUUUACGUUUUGUAAACUUCCCUGUUACACAUUUUAAAAUGAUAUGCAUUUCUGCUUUGACAGUUGUGUUUGUAUAUGCCGCAGUGCUUCAAGUUGCAUGGAAAUUCCAAAACUCACCUUUAGGGGACAGUGACAACACAUUACAUGGCAUGGUAAAGAUUACAAUAAAUACAAAUUUAAAACACU
Messenger RNA from Gymnodraco acuticeps, 3612 nucleotides. It is a transcript of the gene emilin3b, whose product is annotated as EMILIN-3. Gene Ontology annotation, cellular component: extracellular matrix. Gene Ontology annotation, molecular function: protein binding. The record is from RefSeq and is a predicted model, not a curated record. Lineage: Eukaryota; Metazoa; Chordata; Actinopteri; Perciformes; Bathydraconidae.